AUGAUCCCUUCGCAGAGGUAUGCGGCCGGGAGCGCCUCACGCUGGCGCACAUCCGCAGUCAAUGCCGCCACCAUGAACUCCCGACGCAUCGUCUCUCUCUCCUCCAAUCUCGCCAGAGCCGCUCCGGGCCCCUCGGCUCUUCAUCUCGCAGCACCGCGAAUCGGCAAGAGCAUCGUCGCAACAGCUUCUGCCGCCUUGCGCACCGUGCCAGCAAGGUCCCUCUUCACCUCUCCCGCCCCCAGCUUGCCACGGUCCAGGAGACUUGAAAAGAUGCUCGAGGACGGCGAGGAACACCAGAACGAGGAAAACGAGAUCGACGAGGACGAGCAGCACAACAAAGAAGCAGAGCAGACCGGCGCGAAGGCAGAAUCCUCUGGCUCGUCCCCCGGCGCUCGCUCAGCUACAGGCGGUGCUGCCGCUUCCGGCUCUGCUUCUGGCUCCGGCUCGGCUGCAGGCGGAUCGAGCUCUGGCUCUGGAAACGGUUCCGGCUCCAACUCUCUCGCCCGCUCCACCGUGCCCUCCGUCUACCCGCAGGUCCUCGCCCUUCCCAUCACCCGUCGUCCCCUCUUCCCCGGCUUCUACAAGGCCGUCGUCAUCAAGAACCAGGCCGUCUGCGCCGCUAUCAAGGAGUCGCUCAAGCGCGGCCAGCCUUACAUCGGCGCCUUCCUCCUCAAGGACGAGGCGGAAGAUGCAGACGUCAUCACCGACCUCAGCAAGGUGCACAAGGUCGGUGUCUUUGCUCAGGUCACCAGCGUCUUCCCCGUUCAGGGCGGCGGCCAGUCCGGCGGAGCAAAGAAGGGCAAGGAUGGCGAGAACGCCGAGGAGGAGGAGGGCAUCACUGCCGUCCUCUACCCGCACCGCCGCAUCCGCAUCGACGAACUCAUCACUCCCACCGGUCAGACCAUCCCUUCGCCCCCACCAGGCACCGAGGGAGCCGGUCCAGCCAACCCUGUCAGCGACGAAGCCGCCAACGAAGCCGUAAAGGCUGCCUUCAUCGCAAAGGUGCACGACAUCCAACAGGAGGCACGCGAUGACGGCGUCCUCCCUGAAGUCAACGACGCAUCGGCAGCCCACCUCCAGCAGAACGCCCCACCAGCUCCUCCCAAGCCCUUGGAUGGCGAGUCGCAACCCGAAGGCGAUGCUGCUGACACUCAGGACAUGCCCUCCCACUCGACUCCCUUCCAGACCUCCUUCCUGCAGGACUACGCCGUAUCGCUCGUCAACGUCACCAACCUCGCAGCCGCGCCGUACGACAAGCGCAACGACCAGUACAUCCGCGCCGUCAUGUCCGAGCUCAUCAGCGUAUUCAAGGAUAUCGCUACUCUCAACCCGCUCUUCCGCGACCAGAUCGCCAACUUCUCCAUCUCCCAGGGCGCAGGCAACGUAUUCGAGGAGCCCGAAAAGCUCGCCGACUUUGCCGCCGCCGUCUCCACGGGCGAGGUGAGCGAGCUCCAGGCGGUGCUCGAGGCGCUCGACGUGCGCGAGCGUCUCCAAAAGGCGCUCGUCGUCCUCAAGAAGGAGCUCAUGAACGCACAGCUCCAGAGCAAGAUCAGCAAGGACGUCGAGUCCAAGAUCCAAAAGAGGCAGCGCGAGUACUACCUCAUGGAGCAGCUCAAGGGCAUCAAGAAGGAGCUCGGCAUCGAGAGCGACGGCAAGGACAAGAUGAUCGAAAAGUUCCGCGAAAAGGCCGCAGAACUGCGCAUGCCCGAAGCCGUUCGCAAGGUGUUUGACGAGGAGCUCAACAAACUCCAGACGCUCGAGCCCGCCGCCAGCGAGUUCAACGUGACGCGCGGCUAUCUCGACUGGCUCACCAGCAUCCCCUGGGGCGUCCACUCGCCCGAGAACUAUUCCAUCUCCAACGCGACUUCCGUGCUCGACGAGGACCACUACGGCCUCAAGGACGUCAAGGACCGCAUCCUCGAGUUCCUCGCCGUAGGCAAGCUCAAGGGCACUGUCGAGGGCAAGAUCAUCUGUCUCGUCGGCCCUCCCGGUGUGGGUAAGACUUCGAUCGGCAAGUCGAUCGCUCGCGCCGUCGAGCGCCAGUUCUUCCGAUUCAGCGUGGGUGGCCUCAGCGACGUCGCCGAGAUCAAGGGUCAUCGCAGGACCUACGUUGGCGCCAUGCCCGGCAAGGCCAUUCAGGCCCUCAAGAAGGUGGGCACCGAGAACCCGCUCAUCCUCAUCGACGAGGUCGACAAGAUCGGUCGCGGCCACAACGGCGAUCCUUCGUCGGCUUUGCUCGAGAUGCUCGACCCAGAGCAGAACGGCUCGUUCCUGGAUCACUACAUGGACGUGCCCGUCGACCUCUCGCGUGUGCUCUUCGUCUGCACGGCCAACACGCUCGACACCAUCCCGCAGCCGCUGCUCGACCGUAUGGAGGUCAUGGAGGUGUCGUCCUACACGGCGGACGAGAAGCGCCACAUCGCUCGCGGCUACCUCGGCCCGCAAGCCAAGGAGGCGUCGGGUCUGCAGGAUGCCAACAUUGUGCUGCCAGACGAGACGAUCGACUUCCUCAUCAAGCACCACGCGCGCGAGAGCGGAGUGCGUGGCCUGCGCAAGCUCCUCGAAAAGGUGUACCGCAAGAUCGCAUUCGACAUUGUCAAGGAGCACGGCGAGUCGGUGUUCCCGGAGCCCAAGGAGGGCGAGCUGGCGAGCGCCAAGACCGAGGCGGCGUCGGCGUCGGCAACCCAGUCCGUCACCCCGCCCAACGUAGACGGGCAAGCGGCGGACAGUGCUGCUGCUCCCUCUGCCUUCCCCGAGCCAUCGGCGUCGACGAGCGAGGCUCCGGACAGCAAGCCGCUGCAGGACGGCAAGGUGCCUGGCAAGGAUGCGGCGCCCGAGCCCCCAGCCAAGGUGACGACCGAGAAGCGCCAGCCCAUGGCGGUGCCCAAGGACGUCAAGGUGGAGAUCACGAUCGACAGCCUGCGCAAGUACCUCGGACCACCCGUGUACCACAAGGAUCGUUUGUACACGAGCGCCAUGCCUGCCGGUGUGUCGACGGGUCUGGGCUACCUGGGCAACGGUUCGGGAUCGCUCAUGCCGAUCGAGACGACCAUCAUGCCGGGCAAGGGCAGCCUGCAGCUGACGGGCAAGCUGGGCGAUGUGAUCAAGGAGUCGGCGUCGAUCGCGCUGUCGUGGAUGAAGACGAAUGCAUUCGAUCUGGGCAUCGUCAAGGAUGCCAACGACAGCUUGCUCGAGAACAAGGAUGUGCAUCUGCACAUGCCCGAGGGCGCGAUUGGCAAGGAAGGGCCGUCAGCGGGUGUGGCGUUUACGGUGUCGCUGACGUCGCUGCUGACGAAUCGAUCGGUAGCGCCGACGCUGGCCAUGACGGGAGAAGUGUCGUUGCGCGGUAUGGUGCUGCCGGUGGGUGGGCUCAAGGAGAAGCUGCUGGCCGCGCAUAGGGCGGGCAUCACAAAGGUGAUUCUGCCGGCGCAGAACCAGCCCAACGUAGAGGCGGACGUGCCCAAGGCCGUGCUGGAUGACCUCGAGGUGCACUACGUCAACAACGUCUGGUCGGCACUCAACCAUGCGUUUGGAGAGGGACCGUGGUCGGCCAAGGCGAAAGAGAUGGAGGAGCUCGAGCGCAAGGAGGCCAUCACUAGCGAUCAGCCCAAGCAAAAGAUCAUGCCGGACGAUGGCGCGAGUCAGGACCAGCCUGUCAAUUAA
This is a messenger RNA of Moesziomyces antarcticus, 3663 nucleotides long. Its product is annotated as ATP-dependent protease La. NCBI's taxonomy places the organism in Eukaryota, Fungi, Basidiomycota, Ustilaginomycetes, Ustilaginales, Ustilaginaceae. Gene Ontology annotation, molecular function: single-stranded DNA binding; ATP-dependent peptidase activity; serine-type endopeptidase activity. The coding region runs from base 1 to 3663 and encodes 1220 amino acids. Gene Ontology annotation, biological process: chaperone-mediated protein complex assembly; protein catabolic process; protein quality control for misfolded or incompletely synthesized proteins. Gene Ontology annotation, cellular component: mitochondrial matrix. The transcript has a single exon. The record is from RefSeq and is a predicted model, not a curated record.